AUGGUAGCGUUGGACAACAUCGAGUUGACGUUCAAAGAGCGUUACAUGAGUCGUUCGGAUAUGUGGCGUUAUCGAAGUUGCAUUCUGAACACGUGUGCGUAUAUCGGUAAGAAGUUCGAAUGGCUCGGCAUUCCAACAACAGUCUGCGAGUUAUGGGCCAAGGGUGAAACGGUACGAAGUGGAUAUGUUUCUGAGGAUACACGCGUUGUGUUUCGUUCGUGUAGUGCAAUGCUACUCGUUUAUGUGCAAAUGAGCUCGGAGAUGUGGGAUAUCGAUCCGCACGGUGAUUUGUAUUUUGAGAAGUGUGUUAAUGGGUUCUUUCCGGAAUUGUUUGAACGCUGGAAAGAUCAACAUUGUGCACACUAUAUAUCUUUCAUUGUUUGUUCGAGAUGGUAUUUCAAAGAGGAGUUAAUGAAUGAGGAAAUGAAAGAGAAAGUUUGUAAGGAUCAUCGAGGCAAAUAUUAUCAGGAUUUUUUCCGUUUAAUUGUGCAAAACGAACACUACGACGACUGGAAACAUGUAUUACCGAAGUUGCGUUUAGUCUUCUACACAUAUAAAAACUCAGUGGAAGAAUACGUUCGAAAAGAAUUUCCGAUGUAUACGGGUUCAGAGCCUUUGGCUGUGAAUUCAACGGCAGCAGAUGGGAACUUCUUGCAAAUGUUGAACAUUUCGAUGAAUACCUUUGAAUGCUACUAUACAGAUCGACGUUUUGAAACGGCCGGACAACAGAUAAUGUACGUAACUCCCGGAGGAGGUGUAUUCAAUGUGGAUAGACACUUGGUGAAUUUCACGAAGCAGAGACUGAUUGAUAUGGGUAUAUCACUGGACGUGGUGUGUUUAGGAGAACAGCCAUUGCACGCCGUACCACUUUUCGUUUUUCAAAGGGUCAGUGGAAAGGGGGCGCAUCCGUUUGAGGAUUAUUUCAUUCCGCACUGGAUGAAUUUUUCGUAUUAUCAGAUGAGUCGUCGAUCAGCGAUCUCAAUUAAAUUCAAACCGAGAAUCAAUCUGCCUGUUGAAAUUCUGAAGGAUACAAAAAUGGGCCUAGUGAUGGAAACUGACGAUCGACCAAUCGACAAUAUGGAUGUGUAUGACGAAAAGGCGUUUGCUUCGUUGCUGGAUGGCAGUUCACCGAACUCGUUGUCGUCAAGUACGUUGGCGUGUGAACUGUUCAAUACGGAUAUAAUAUCACCGAUCAAGUCGAGAACGGCUAUGGAGAUUCCAUCGAAGUUGCGUUGUGAAAUGGAAGGAAAUGCUGCAACUAAAACGAUGUAUGGCUCGUUGGAACGUGCCUCAACGCUGUCAGGUGUUUACGAACAAUCGUCCGCAGUCCAACGACAAGAAGUAGCAAAUGCUGACCAGCCAACAACACUGGUCACUAGCAAUAAACCUCCGAUGCUUCCGGUUCAAGCGCAACGUCGAAAAUCGUCGGAUUUACGAGUGGGUAGUCUGGAAUCAACACGACUCGAGUAUCGUGAACGUGAACGUCUUCGUGACGAGAUGAGACCGCCGUCAUUAUCGAUGCGUAAAUACGCGACUGCUCCUGGUUCUGGAGGCUCGUACGGAAUGAUCUCAGAGCAUCAGCAGCAGUCAGAACAGUCGACAACACGAUCGUUGAUCAAUCCAUUCAAACCGGAAGAAUUCAGCGUUCGAAUAACGGCAAAUCGUCGUCGUUGGAUUCACGUCUUUCCGGUGGAUAUAAUGGGUAGGGCCAAAUUGGCGCAUCACUACGUGGCCGGACGAAGUAUCGUUCAAGUGACGCAAGGCGAUGAACCGGAACCUGCGGAAAGUCCAGUCACCGCGGUCGGUAUUCCGAUUCACAACGGAUCACCGGCCCGACGUCCGCCCUCUCCACAAAUCGAUCCACUCAGUGUCAGAGUGACGGGUCUAGGUGCUGGGGGUAAGAAAUGCGUUUGGGCAUGGGGCUCAACGGGUGAGGAGAAAUGGAAUCCAGAUAUGGAGAUAUGCGUUGAUUGGAAAUCGUUAACAAAGUCGGCCUUGCUACCGAUCACAACGGACUUCUUUCCGGAUGGUCGAAGUAUCCAAUCGGAUUACGUCGUGAAGGAGCAUCAACUGCCAGUAGAUCAGGACGUGUUGCAUGAGUGGAUUCAAGAUACGAAGAAUGCAACAAUGGAGCAACUGCGAAUGGCCGUAUUUGACCAGUUGAUAUGUCAGCGAUUGCAGAGGGGAUUUCAGAUCGUGUUACUGAAGAAGAAGAUGAUUCAUGCGGCGAUUGGCAUUAACGAGGAUCAAUCGGAACGAAUGGAGAGUUUGAAGUUGGUGUCACGCGAAUGUUUCCUGUCGUUCAGUCGUAUCUAUCACCGUUUAUUCUUGUCGGGUGACGUAAUUACGGUAGUGCAAUUCCUGCCGAGAAUCGAUCGCAAUGAACUGCAGGAAAUGAGCGAGAAACGAAACUAUCGCUAUUUAUUCCAAGUGCCGGACAGUAAGGAGUACAUACAAAGCAAAACAACUUUCAAAUAUCAUAAUGUGGAUACGUUGAACUGGAGUUUGCUGGAUACACAACUUCAGUAUCGCAACGUGCCGAGACUGUUCAAAGACGAUAUGAAAUGUUUUGGAACAAGAUUCAUGAUAACACCGAUGUGUACACCGAUAACAAAGUCGAUCCUGCAAGAGAAACGAGGUGGCGAUUGCUACAGUAAGCGGCUGAACAAGGACAGCACAUGGGUUCGUAAACAAGAGGAAUCUUUCGUGAGAUUCAUCGAAGUAAUGAAUCGAUUCAGACGCAAGAAUUCUGCACAAAACACACACAAAAGGCCGGUUUCAUUGUCAUCGUGUUCGACGGAAUGGAGUGAGUUGAACCUUUCGAAAGCGAAUGUGGACGCAGUGCUGAGUGCGUGGCGUGACUUUUAUGUGCCGGUCGUCUGCUCUCCGGAGAACAAUGCGCGCUAUCCGGCGGAAAUGUUUUUGUCGAUCGAAUUCGUGAAUUGGUUAGUGACACACGUGCACGAUUUGGCCAGUCGAAAGGCUGCGGUAGAGUUCGGGAAUGAAUUGGUGCGGUUGGAUCGCAUUCGAAUUCUUCAGUCAGGUGGGUCAAUCUGA
This is a messenger RNA of Anisakis simplex (herring worm), 3057 nucleotides long. Lineage: Eukaryota; Metazoa; Nematoda; Chromadorea; Rhabditida; Anisakidae. The record is from the annotation of a GenBank genome assembly.